AUGCCAGCAAAGCUCACCUUUAUCUGUGUAAUUCACUCAGUUGUUGAACGUGAUAGUAAUAAUUUUAUUGUGAAAGAAGCUAUUGUUGUUGUGAAAAAAGAAGAUAAUACAACAAUGAACCUAAAAGUUAUUGCCUUUUUUCCAAAAAAUCCUUCAGUUCCAAAGUGGAUUCCAGAUUUUACGUCUGGUGACAUACUUAGAUUUACAGGAAAAUUUGCUUUUUGCAAAGAACCCCCUCAUAAUGAUAUUUUAGAGUUUACUAUCACUGAAUUUGUUGGAAGAAGGAGUGUUGGCGAGAAAUUUAAUAUUAAAUGUAGAUAUUUAAAGACAGAUGAAAGAAUUGAUAAUAAGGCAAAAAAAAUCAGAAAAAAUCCAAAUGUUAUGAUAUUGGAAGAAAUGAUUUUAGUUAAUUCUGAAUUCCAAGUUGAAAUUCAAGAUAUAAAUUUUAUCACUAUGACGAAUACUAAUAUUGGAAGCUUGACAGAUAAUUCAAUAUCUUCUCUAUAUUCUUGGUUAACUACAUCUUCAAGAAGAUUAUCGGCACAAUCAAUGGCUAAUAACAAAAAUCUCACAAAUAUUUCAUCAGAUGUUCAAGCCACAGAUUCUAAUAAUGAAGAACUGUCACAUUCAAACGAUAAACUAGAACCAAAUAAUGAAUUAAACAUUGAUAAUAAAAAUAUAGAUAACGAUCCUACCUCCUCAAAUAAUAAUAAAAAUAAUAAUAGUAAUAGUAAUAAAAGAGAUAGGAAAAGAACUAGGAAAUAA
Messenger RNA from Rhizophagus irregularis DAOM 181602=DAOM 197198, 765 nucleotides. RefSeq lists its product as uncharacterized. The record is from RefSeq and is a predicted model, not a curated record. NCBI's taxonomy places the organism in Eukaryota, Fungi, Glomeromycota, Glomeromycetes, Glomerales, Glomeraceae.